UCAGUGAUACAGGCUUCACGUGUUUGCAGGUGUUAGAUCAUAUCUAUGCGUUUUAUCAGGUACUUGGAGUUUCCUUCCUUGAUUCAUCACUUCCACCAAUCAAUCAAUAGUUUUAUUGCAAUGGCUGUAUCUGUUAGACGUUUUUCCUCCUUUUUUAAGAAAGGAUCUUUUAACUGUUCUCCUGAGAGUUCUAGUGUUUGAAAAGCCACCAUACCGUGGUACUUAACUGUUCCAAUAUUGGCAUGGUAAUGACUUAUGUUGGAAUUAAGUAAAAUUUUUUAAGGUGAUAUGAGAUGCAUGAUCACCAUUCAAAAUUAUGAGGAGUUUAUUAUCAGCAAAUGUUGAUAUCAAAUUCUGACAUGAUUACUGCCAUCAGAUAUUAGAUGUCUUCUUACCUAGUUUUUUUUGUUUAUUUUGUUGCAGGAAAACAUGUCGGCUAAUGAAAUAGAGAUAGCAAUUCACACUGAUUCAAGGCAUGCUGAUCGGCUCCGAUCAGUGUACUCCAGUAAAGAAACGGCAGCACGUGGCUACGUGGAAUUUAAGCGGAUGGAUUUCUUAGGGAGUCGUAGAAGUUUUGAAAUGUUGAAGCGUGUUAAUGGGGAUAACAAUAGCAAUGUCUAUGAGUUAUUGAUCAGAGCAUAA
Molecule: messenger RNA, 642 nt
Organism: Ilex paraguariensis (yerba mate)
Lineage: Eukaryota; Viridiplantae; Streptophyta; Magnoliopsida; Aquifoliales; Aquifoliaceae
Source: the annotation of a GenBank genome assembly